Austrofundulus limnaeus is the source of this 1445-nucleotide messenger RNA. It is a transcript of the gene sde2, whose product is annotated as SDE2 telomere maintenance homolog (S. pombe). NCBI's taxonomy places the organism in Eukaryota, Metazoa, Chordata, Actinopteri, Cyprinodontiformes, Rivulidae. Bases 30 to 1328 code for a protein of 432 amino acids. Gene Ontology annotation, cellular component: nucleus. The transcript is spliced from 8 exons. The record is from RefSeq and is a predicted model, not a curated record.
CAUGCGCUCUAAGCGCUGAAGCAGUCAAGAUGGAGGUGUUUGUUGUGGGUCCAACUUUCAGGUGUUCCCCCUUCGUGUUUUCGGUCGGUUCUGCGGUCAGAGACAUUCUGGACCKGUUUGUCCCGCAGCAGCUUCAGGACUUCUACGUGUCGUCAAACGGUCACCUGUCUCACCUGGAUGAUCUGCUGCAGCAUGGAGCAGCCUAUCACCUGGAGCCCCGCCUCUGUGGAGGGAAGGGAGGCUUUGGCUCCAUGCUGCGAGCUCUGGGCGCUCAGAUCGAGAAGACGACCAAUCGGGAGGCCUGCAGAGACCUGAGCGGCCGGCGGCUUCGAGACGUGAACCACGAGAAAGAGAUGGCGGACUGGCUGAAGCAGCAGGCGGUGCGGGAGGCUGAGAAGGAGCAGCGGCGUCUGGAGCGUCUGCAGAGGAAGCUGGCUGAGCCCAAACAUCAGUUCACCGACACGCAGUUCCAGCAGCAGUGCCACGACCUGAGCGAGAGGCUGGAGGACUCCGUGCUCAAAGGUCUGCAGGCGUCCUCCAGCGGUCAGGUAAAGGUUAGUGAUGGCUCCGCCUCCAAGAGGCCGAACACCAAUCAGAGCGAAGCACCGCCGAUGAAGAAGAGGAGGAAGAAGAAAAUGGCGACGGCUGUUUUCUGGACUGGCCUGGAGGACCUGGACAAGUUCACAAGCUCUGAGGACGACGAGGGUCCAUCAACCUCUGCUGUUGCCAUGAUGAUGCAGAGAGAGGAGGCGGAGCCUGGCAGCAGCACCAGUCCAAAUACCAGACCCUCAGACCGGAGACCACCUGGAGCCUCCCCCGAGGACGAGAGACCACCUGGAGUCUCCCCCGAAGACGAGAGACCACCUGGAGCCUCCCCCGAAGACGAGAGACCACCUGGAGCCUCCCCCGAGAGACCACCUGGAGCCUCCCCCGAAGACGAGAGACCACCUGGAGCCUCCCCCGAGAGACCACCUGGAGCCUCCCCCGAGGACGAGAGAUCACCUGGAGCCUCCCCCGAGGAAGAGAGACCACCUGGAGCCUCCCCCGAGGAAGAGAGACCACCUGGAGCCUCCCCCGAGGACGAGAGACCACCGGAACCAUCAGAGACCAGCAGUCCAGAGCAGCUGGACCUGUCCUCGCAGACCUCUGUCCAGCAGCUGGAGUCUCUGGGUCUGGAGGUUCUGAAGAAGGAACUGGUCUCUCGGGGUUUAAAGUGUGGGGGUACCUUGUCAGAGCGCGCGGCCCGUCUCUUCUCCGUCAGAGGACUGAGUCCAGAUCAGAUCGACCCAGUUCUGCUUGCCAAACCAGUCAAAAGCAAGAAGAAGUAGAGGAGCAGUUUUUUGUUGUGUCAACAGGAAAUCCUGCAGCAGGACUUCCUGUUUUAUUCAAAGUUUUGCACCAAUCAGGGUUCAGUUUGUUCUUUUAAUAAAAAGUACAGAAACAGA